UGAACAAAGUGUAGCAUAACUUAUUAAUGAACUUUAUACGAAAUUUCCAAAUUAUGAUAUUAAUACUUUUGUAAAUCCAUAUUUAAAGUUAACAUUAUUACAUAUAAAUGCAUAAUAUGGGAGGUCUAAUAUAAUUUAAGGGCUAUUGGAAUAAAAUCCGAUUAUAGAUAUUAGAGAUAUAAAUUAAAGAACGCCUUUACAUUAUGCAGCUAUGAGUGGCAAUAUUGAGUGUUUAAAAUCAUUAAUUAAAAAAGGUGCUAAUAUUAAUGCAUAAACUUCUGUAUUUUAUUUAUAUUUAUUUUAGUUUUAAUAUAUAAAUAAAAAGGGCAAUGAAACACCUCUAAUGAAAGCUGCAUAGUUUAAUUAAUAAAAUACUUUGUUUUACUUACUUUAAAAUAAGGCAGAUACAAGUAUUAAAAAUUUUCUUUAGCAAAGUGUGUCUGAUAUUCUAAGAAUAUAAAACCCAAAUUUAUAUUAAAUAACAAAAUAAAAUUUCCCUUAAUAAAUAAAUUGAAAUAAAAAUUAUAUUCUUAUCUAUUAUUAUUUUACAAUAUAACUGAAGUUAUUUUAAUUAGUAAUUUUAAGCAAAUUAAAUAAAAUAUCUAAAAUUUAAAUCUCAAUAGUA
Molecule: messenger RNA, 625 nt
Organism: Ichthyophthirius multifiliis
Lineage: Eukaryota; Ciliophora; Oligohymenophorea; Hymenostomatida
Exons: 2
Molecular function (GO): protein binding
Source: RefSeq, a predicted model, not a curated record